Acanthosepion pharaonis is the source of this 1434-nucleotide messenger RNA. Lineage: Eukaryota; Metazoa; Mollusca; Cephalopoda; Sepiida; Sepiidae. The record is from the annotation of a GenBank genome assembly.
AUGGGACCCGUUCUCGCUUUCCUCCUCUUUUUUCGCAAGACAAGCUUGCUAACCAUUGCACCAUUCUUCUUCUUCUUCUUCUUCUUCUUCUUCUUCUUCUUCUUCUUCUUCUUCUUCUUCUUCAUUUUGUUGAUAUUUUCCUUUCUUUCGUCCAUCGAUUAUCCUUUCCCUUCUCUGCAUUCCGUCUUUUGCUUUGUUUUCAAUUUCUUGUUUGCUUUCCUUUCUUCUUCUAUCUUAUUUCAUCUUUAUUUUCUUUUACCAUUCUUCACGUUUUUACUUCCCAUCCAUCCUUAUUUCCCCCCUUGUUCCCGCCUUUUUUCGAAUUUCCAUCUAUUUUUUCUUCCUUUAUUUCUACCAUUUUUUCUUUUCUCUUCGCCAUGCUUUUCUUUCAUCUCUAUUUUAUUUUUAACUUUCUCCUUCUCUUUUAUAAUUCAUUUUAAGCUUUUCCCCUUCCUUCUCUUUUUCUGUCGAUUUUUCUUUCCGUGUGUCUUCUUUUUCUGCUUCGUUUUUUUUCAACACUCUUUUUCUUCAUCUUUCUCUUUUCCUAACCUUUUUAUGUUUCUUCUACUUCGGCACAUUAUUGAAAUCUUCUCUUUUUUCUUCGCCUCCUCCCUUCUUCUUCAUUUCUUUUCCUCCGCCUUUUCAUUUUUUUUUCACUUCUUUUUUCUUCCGCCUCUCCCAUUUCUUCCUCCGCCUUCAUUUUCCUUCUCUUCUUUUCACUUCCGCCUUCCUUUUCUUCUUCUUCUUCUCAUUUUCUUUCACUCCGCCUUUCAUUUUCCUUCCUUCUUUCAUUUUUUUCUUCUUCUCAUUUCUUUUCUUCUCCGCCUUUCAUUUUCCUUCCUUCUUUCACCGCCUUCCUCUCAUUUCUUUCCUUUUUUAGCCUUUCAUUUUCCUUCCCUUCUUUCACUCCGCCUCUCUCAUUUCUUUCACUCCGCCUUUCAUUUUCCUUCCCUUCUUUCACUCCGCCUCUCCCAUUUCUUUCACUCCGCCUUUCAUUUUCCUUCUCUUCUUUCACUCCGCCUCUCAUUUCUCUCUUCUUCUCAGCCUUUCAUUUCCUUCCCUUUCCUUUUUCACCUCCGCCUCUCAUUUUCUUUCCUUCUUCCUUUCAUUUUCCUUCCUUCUUUUCACUCCGCCUCUCUCAUUUCUUUCACUCCGCCUUUCAUUUUCCUUCUCUUCUUUCAAUCCACAUCUCCCUUUCCUUCUCUUCUUUCCUACCGGCUCUUGAAUCACAUUUUCCGUUCACGCAUUUCCUUUUCAUCCCAAACCUUUGACGAUCUGACUGACCUCCCACCUUUCCUUUUCCCUGCCUUUUGUCUCCCUUGUUUAUCUACUCUGACACAUCCCCCCUCUCUCCCCUAUCUAUCUAUCUAUUCUAUCUCUCCUAUCUAUCUAUCUUUUAAUUUUUCCUUCUCUCUCACUCUUUCUAUCAGCUGA